Trichomonas vaginalis G3 is the source of this 1188-nucleotide messenger RNA. RefSeq names its product O-acyltransferase protein. Gene Ontology annotation, biological process: lipid metabolic process. The coding region runs from base 1 to 1188 and encodes 395 amino acids. The transcript has a single exon. Lineage: Eukaryota; Parabasalia; Trichomonadida; Trichomonadidae. The record is from RefSeq and is a predicted model, not a curated record.
AUGAUUUGGUUGUUCCUAUCCACCUCUGUUUCGCUUCGUCCUAUCAUUCUUGUUCCAGGAACAAUGGGAAGCAAUCUUGUUGCAACAAUUACUAAUAGAAAAACACAUUGGUAUUGCCCAAAAAAUCUGAAUAAUGAAGAAAUUUGGGUUGAUGAAGAAUAUGUUAUACCACCAAUCGUUAAUUGCUUAGGAGAUUGGCUUACAAUGCGUUAUGAUCCAACAAUCAAUGAUGCUGUCGAUCAAGAAAAUUGUAAAAUUGAUAUUGUUGAUUUCGGAGGAGUCAAUGGCAUGAGUUUCAUUGAUGAUAUUUUCAACUCAUCUAAACUCAUCCCUUACAUGCACGAAUACAUUAAAUACCUUCAAAAGCACGGAUAUACAGUUGGCCAAGACCUUUUUGGCGCCCCAUUCGAUUGGAGAAGAGGACUUGUUCUUGGACAAGACCACUAUGAUAAAAUGACGAAACUUGUCGAAGAAGCUUAUGUUAAGAAUGACAAUCAAAAAGUUGUCCUUGUAGGCCACUCCCUCGGUGGUUAUUUCGUUCAUUACUUCUUAACAAACAAGACUACAGCUGACUGGCGUGCCAAAUACAUCGAAUCAGCCUUAUUAGUUGCACCUUCUUUCGGCGGAGCAGGAACAGUCGUUGAACAGCUUUGGAACGGAAAGGUUUCCUUCUUACGCAGCCUCGGACUUAACAAAGAUAUCAUGGCAAAGCUUGCUUCCUCAAUCGGAGCUUUAUAUGUUCAUCUGCCAAACAUUAAUGCUUUCCAAGAUGAAGUAGUUCUCAUCGAUGAUGCAGGCAAGAGCUAUACUGCUAAAGAUGCCUUCGAAGCUCUCAAAGCAAACGGAAAAUUCCGCGAUACUCCAGAAAUUGCAGCCCUUCAUACCGAAUUCUAUCAAAACCAGUUGAAACCGCUCGAUGUACCAACUUUCCUCGUCUACAAUGAUAGGUUCGACACAACUUCUGGAUGGGAUGCUCAAAAAGGAGAAAAACUACGCACUGAUGGCGACUCAGUUGUCAACAGUUUUGGUGCAAAGUAUGUUUGCAACAAUUGGAAGACAAAUAAGAAAUUAUUGUGCCAUAACCUCAAUUCUACGUCAUAUUGGUCAACUCAUAUCCUUAUGGUUGCAAAAGAGGAAUAUAUUGACCUUGUUCUUCAACAUGCUCUUGAUACUUCAUGGGAAAAUUAA